Molecule: messenger RNA, 1050 nt
Organism: Olea europaea var. sylvestris
Lineage: Eukaryota; Viridiplantae; Streptophyta; Magnoliopsida; Lamiales; Oleaceae
Exons: 4
Coding region: 1-1050 (349 amino acids)
Biological process (GO): DNA integration
Molecular function (GO): nucleic acid binding
Source: RefSeq, a predicted model, not a curated record
AUGGCUAUCUUCUCAGAUAUGAUUGAGAAAUUCAUCGAGGUCUUCAUGGAUGAUUUCUCAGUGUUCGGGUCUUCAUUUGAUGAGUAUUUGGAGCAUUUGAGUCUUGAAGGCAUCGUGCUAGGACACAGAAUCUCAGCAAAGGGUAUUGAAGUGGACAGAGCAAAGAUUCAGGUGAUCGAGAAAUUACCGCCACCUACAUCCGUGAAAGGUGUUCGUAGUUUCAUCGGGCAUGCCGAUUUCUACAGAAGGUUCAUCAAGGAUUUCUCAAAAAUUACUAAACUGUUGUGCUGUCUGUUGAUGAAGGAAUCCACAUUUGAGUUCACAGAUGAGUGUUUGCUCGCUUUUAACACCUUGAAGGAGAAGUUGAUUUCAGCACCCGUGAUCAUUACACUAGAUUGGAAUCUGCCAUUUGAAUUAAUGUGCAACGCUGAUUAUACUGUUGGGGCUGUCUUGGGACAACGAAAAAAUAAGAUAUUUGACGUGAUUUACUAUGCAAAGUUUGACUUGGAAAUCAGGGAUAAGAAAGGCAAUGAAAAUGUAGUGGCAGACCACUUAUCUCGACUCAAGGCCACAGAACAGACAGAAACAGUGAAAAUCAACGAAGUCUUCCCAGAUAAACAGAUUUUUGGUUUGGGGGAGGCACCCUGGUAUGCAGAUAUCGUUAACUACUUAGCCAGGAGAAAUGAAGUGCCUUUGAAUAGUAUCUUGGAGGUGGAACUAUUCGACAUCUGGGGGAUCGACUUCAUGGGGCCAUUUUCCCCAUCCUUCUCUAAUCAGUACAUAUUAGUGGCUAUGGAUUACGUAUCAAAGUGGGUAGUGGUCGUUGCACUGCCUACCAAUGAUGGGAAGGUGGUGAUUGAGUUUCUCAAAAAACAUAUUUUUACUCGCUUUGGAACACCGAGGGCUAUAAUCAGUGACGGGGGCAAACAUUUCUGCAAUCGUCAGUUCGAACAAUUGUUGGCUAAAUAUGGCGUUAAACAUCAUGUAGCCACUGCAUAUCAUCCCCAAAUCAGCGGACAGGUCGAAGUGUCCAAUAGACAAUUGAAGUGA